AGGGCAGCCGGCAGCUUCCCCUUUUUUGCCCUGCUCCAGGCGCCGAGCUGCUUCCCCCUUAGUGUUUCAGAAGAGGGGACAGCAGCACCAUGGCCCCCAGCACAGCCAUCCGGCAGACCUGCUGCUGCUUCAAUGUCCGCAUUGCCACCACUGCCCUGGCCAUCUACCAUGUGAUCAUGAGUAUCUUGCUGUUCAUCGAGCACUCAGUGGAGGUGGCCCACGGCAAGGCGUCCUGCAAAUUCUCGCAGACAGGCUACCUCAGGAUUGCUGACCUGAUCUCCAGCUUCCUGCUCAUCACCAUGCUCUUUUUCAUCAGUGUGAGCCUGCUGAUUGGCGUGGUCAAGAACCGGGAGAAGUACCUGCUGCCCUUCAUGUCCCUGCAAAUCAUGGACUUCCUCCUGUGCCUGUUCACCCUGCUGGGCUCCUACGUGGAGCUGCCCGCCUACCUCAAGUUUGUGUCCCGGAGCCGGAGCCGGGCUCCCCCCUCCAAGGUCCCACUGAUGACCCUGCAGCUCCUGGACUUCUGUCUGAGCAUCCUAACCCUCUGCAGCUCCUACAUGGAAGUGCCCACCUAUCUCAACUUCAAGUCCAUGAACCACAUGAAUUAUUUCCCCAGCCAGGAAGGAAUGGCUUAUAACCAGUUCAUCAAGAUGAUGAUCAUCUUCUCCAUCGCCUUCAUUGCUGUCCUCAUCCUGAAGGUUUACAUGUUCAAGUGCGUGUGGAGAUGCUACAGAAUCAUCAAGUACAUGAACUCGGCCGAGGAGACGAGCAGCUCCAAGAUGCUCCAAAAGGUGGUCCUGCCAUCUUACGAGGAAGCCAUGUCUCUGCCACCCAAGACUCCGGAGGGGAACCCAGCGCCUCCCCCGUACUCUGAGGUGUGACAUGCACCAGGCUCCAGCCCUAGUGCUGAAAGGGGCGGAGCUGCCUGCAAUCCGCUUCUUGGCUUUGGUGGCUCCUGUGACCUGGAUGAACCACCCAGCUGACUUCAGGACAAUCUGCUUGUGUCCCCCUCGCUGGCCUGCUUUUCCUGUGGGGCCUGGGUGAUAUUCACAGCUGAGUCAACCCCUUAGGCUGAAUGGCUCCUUGAGUAUCUCAAAAAUUCAAUCCAACAACACUUGGCUUGUUUCGAUCAGCUCUGACAUUUGUUUAAACAAUUGGUCAUUCUAAAUUCAGUGAGUUUGGUUAAAUAACUUUCAGCUUGACCAGUUUAACCAGGAGAUUGAUAAGUUUUUUUAAAAUUACUUGUCAGUUCAGUAAAAUAAUUUGGUCAAACAACAACAGCCCAUUGCAUUGGUUUGUAAAUAGUCAUCAGUUCAUACAGUAGUUUAGUCAAGUAAUAUUAGUCUUCCCCACCAAAUCCAUAUAUCCAAUUUCUUCAAAUAGCUUGCUUACAUAAUUAUAAAAUCAGCCAACCAUCAGUCAAUUUAGAAUAGUGAUUAAAUUAAAUCAUUAAAAAAAGAAAGAGAGAGAGAUUAGCUCCCAAACCAUUCAAUUCGAUCUGAUUCAAUCACUGGUUCUCAUUCUGGUCAGUUCAGUAUUUCCAAGUUGCUGAAUAGUCAAGACAAUUGCCAAACCAUCAUUCAACAGCUUGUUCCAGGAAACAACAGAAGUUUCAAUCGUCAAACAGUCCCUUCAGAUACACAUUGUUUUGGUCAAGAGUUGUCAUCGUCAGCAAUCACAAGUGGUCAGAGAAGUCACCUAGCAGUGGACUCUGUGCAUAGGUUGCCUCAGCAGCAGUCAUCUCUAGCAAGGAGCCUUCAUCCAUUCCACAGGCCAGUCCAUCCGUCACCGAUUUGCUUGUAGGUGACCCAGUUUUGUCUGAGGCUUGGGGUCAAGCAGAAAUUCAGCCCUGAAAUCAGGCAAAUCCCAUUUGUUGGACUAAACGAGCAAGUUAGUUCAGUCAAAACAGGCAAACCCUUUGUGGGUACAGAUCCUGCCAGGGGGGCUGGCAGGGAGGGUUUUGGUCCCAACACUCCCUCUUUUGCUUGCUUCUCUGAGGGCUGGAGUUCCUGAGGGAGCUGGCCCAAAGAUGGAGGCGGGGCCAUGGAGGCAGGCUCUCCAGGGUCUUGUAGGGCGGUGCAGAGGGAGAGGAUUGCAAGAGGCUCCCUGCCCACACUGCUCAUGUAAUCGCUUCAUGUGGGAUGGGGAAGAAGUUUCAAUAAAGCAGCAACGUGCUUCUCUUGG
This is a messenger RNA of Pteropus alecto (black flying fox), 2184 nucleotides long. It is a transcript of the gene LAPTM5, whose product is annotated as lysosomal protein transmembrane 5. Gene Ontology annotation, cellular component: lysosomal membrane. Bases 90 to 881 code for a protein of 263 amino acids. The record is from RefSeq and is a predicted model, not a curated record. The transcript has 8 exons. Lineage: Eukaryota; Metazoa; Chordata; Mammalia; Chiroptera; Pteropodidae.